GAUCCGUCCUCAUCUCGAUGGUUUUGACGUAGCGCAGCCGGAUUACCGUAACGCCGCGUGCGCGGCGCAGCAGGAACCGGGAUGAUGGCGGAGAACGGGAAGGAUGAGGCGGCGGCGUCCGACGGGGAGUCCGCGGACGGGACCUCCAGCAGCUUGACGGUGGAGCGGGACUCGAACCUGCUGCGCCGGAUGGAGAUCUGCGUGGCCGAGGCCGAGAAGCGGAGCGGGAAGAACGCCAUCGGCAUGCAGGAGACGUUCACGGUCUACCUGAUCGAGACCAGACCCGCGGAUGCAGCUGCGGAGGGCCGCGCGCAGCCUCCCGACUCCGUGUGGAGGAGAUACAGCGAGUUCGAGCUCCUCAGGGCCUACCUGAUCCUGACCUACCCGUUCUUCGUGGCUCCUCCUCUGCCCGAGAAGAGGGCAGAGUUUGUGUGGCACAAGCUGUCAGCGGACAACAUGGACCCGGAUUUUGUGGAGCGGCGCCGGAUCGGGCUGGAGAACUUCCUGCUGCGUGUAGCUUCUCAUCCAGGACUCUCCAACGACAAGAUUCUGUAUCGCUUCCUCACUGAGGAACCUUGCUGGAAAGAAGCCGUGUAUGAGACAGGAUUUCAGGAUAAGGCCGACUCCAGACUGAGAGCGUUUGGAGCCACCUUCAGGGUCAGGAGUCCACAGAAGUGCUUCAUAGACAUGAAGCAGUACAGCGAGGAGCUGCAGAGUCACACGUCUCAGCUGCUCCGAGCGCGAGCUAGGGUUGCAGACAGAGUCUACGCAGUCUACAAAGUCCAUGGGAACUACGGCAGAGUCUUCAGUGAGUGGAGCGGCGUGGAGAAGGUGAUGGGAGAUGGACUACAGAGCGCCGGCCAUCACAUGGACUCAUAUGCUGCAUCCAUAGAUGAGAUCCUGGAGGAGGAGGAGCAUUAUGCAGACCAGCUGAAGGAGUAUUUGUGCUACGCUGAGGCCCUGAGGGCGGUGUGCAGGAAACACGAGCUGACCCAGUUCGAGCUGGAGACCGCCUCCCAGGACCUCAUCACUAAGAAGCAGCAGCGGGACGAGUUGGCCACAGGGAUGGUGCGCACGUUCUCCUUCAAAGGCGUGACCAACAAGCUGUUUGGGCAGGAGGCCCCGGAGCAGCGGGAGGCGCGCCUCACCAUGCUGGAUGAGCUGAUCGCAGAGGCGGAGGACAGCGUGAGGGUCAAAACGGCUGAACGCGAGGAGCACGUGCAGAAGGCGUGGGCGGACAUCCUGCGCUUUAAAGAGGAGAAGGACAAAGAUCUGCGAGAAGCGCUGCUCAGCUACGCUGCCAUGCAGAUCAACAUGUGCAAGAAGGGAAUACAAGUCUGGAGCAACACCAGGGAGAGCUUCCUGAAGAUGUGAGGAGCUCCUCUUCCAAGGAACACUCCAAACCAGAUUCUGAACACGUUGAUUCCUCAAUUCCUCUGCUGUUAGCAGACGAGUCAGAAGCGAGCAGGGCCACGGUCCCCUCUUCUUCUUCUGGACGGUUUGGUGGUCAUCUCUGUUGGAGGUGUUUGUGGCUCAGAAUUCAGUAGAAAAUGAAACCAGUUCAAGGUGCAUUUUGGACAUCAGGAAACGUUGAUGUUGGAGGACAUUUGAUGUUUCUAGCCCUCAGCUUUGUUCAUGAUUCCUUCUGAGAUUUCCCAGGUUGCAUCUGGUCAAGGAGCUCCCUUCAUUUCAUUGAAACUCCUAAGAACUGGUCACAUCUCUAACUUGGUAACCUGGUUAGCUGCAGGAUGUUCCUUGAAUGCAACGCGAGAUACUUCACUUGUUUUCUAAAAUUAAAUAGAAAUUUGAAGGCUCCAUCAGGCAAUUUCUGGGAACAGACCCUUUCCACAUUUUAAGGCAAACCACCCCAGGCCGGGGCAAGUGGUGCAAGUGUCACAACUUGGUUUAAAAAAGAAAAAAUAAUAAUUUCGGUGGGUUUGGUCACAAGCCCCACCCUCGGGUUGAGGUUCAGGCUCAGAGGAUUUCUGGUGUUUAUUUAUUCUCCUGUAAAUGAAACAAAAAAAAGAAACAUAAAAAUGCAGAAAACUGAA
Messenger RNA from Oryzias melastigma (Indian medaka), 2051 nucleotides. Its product is annotated as sorting nexin-4. The transcript is spliced from 14 exons. The coding region runs from base 82 to 1374 and encodes 430 amino acids. The record is from RefSeq and is a predicted model, not a curated record. Lineage: Eukaryota; Metazoa; Chordata; Actinopteri; Beloniformes; Adrianichthyidae. Gene Ontology annotation, molecular function: phosphatidylinositol binding. Gene Ontology annotation, biological process: protein transport.